Molecule: messenger RNA, 525 nt
Organism: Postia placenta MAD-698-R-SB12
Lineage: Eukaryota; Fungi; Basidiomycota; Agaricomycetes; Polyporales; Adustoporiaceae
Exons: 4
Coding region: 267-437 (56 amino acids)
Source: RefSeq, a predicted model, not a curated record
ACACUGUCACGUCGUAUGCUUCACAUUCAACAAGUCUUGCAGCUUCAGACUGUGUUAUGAGAUUCAAAGGCUUUUUCAUGUACGAGUAAGGAUGGAUCGUACGUGUUCUGUUCGGGUCCGAGGUCUCCCGCGGAUCAUCAUGUCCUUCUGAAGCUACGUGCUAUGACAAGGAGAAUAGCACCUUCUGAACGUUAAAAAGCGGUAUAUCAGACACAGACACCGUGGCUCACGAAUCGACGGCCUGAGCAAGACAAGAUCAGCAGAGAAUGUUUCUGUACGUAUAUAGAUGCUGGGCUGUACAGCGGGCACGGACACAAAGCGCGAAGACCGAAGGUCCGGUGCACACUGCGAUCCAUCUCAUUAUCGAAAAGGCAGAUCAAGGCACGGGCCGCAUCAUGAUGUACAUCGUCUGUCGUGGUUCAACACUGCGAGCCUAGCUCGCGGAACGGGCGUACCUCAAUGAAUCAUGUCCAACUGAUGUAGUAACACCACAGUCCAUGUCUCCGGGAUGUACGGUCGCUGUGA